Molecule: messenger RNA, 1410 nt
Organism: Echinococcus granulosus
Lineage: Eukaryota; Metazoa; Platyhelminthes; Cestoda; Cyclophyllidea; Taeniidae
Product: Beta-ureidopropionase
Exons: 14
Coding region: 1-1410 (469 amino acids)
Molecular function (GO): beta-ureidopropionase activity
Source: RefSeq, a predicted model, not a curated record
AUGGUAAGUAGCAGGAUAGGUGUGGUUCCCCAGGGCCUACCUUUGAGGGCGUUAACUACAGCACCAACAACUAAGUUACAGCGGACUCCGCAAAAUUCGCGGUAUUGUAUAGAGGAGGAGGUCAGGGUCCAGGUUUUCGCGCGACAGGCCGCGUACGUAUGCAUGUGGCCGCCACGCCAGGAACGUCACAAAGGAGGCCGUGUUUUCGCGUGCCAACUCCAUCUACCCAGUGAGACAUUAGAAGGGGAGACAAAGAGGCGAUCAGCCGAAUGCACUAUGGCAAGCAUUGAAGAGAUUCUCGAGAAGAACAUCACAGACGAAGAUGCCAGGAAUGAGGUGCAACGCAUCCUCUAUGGAGGAUGGUUGAAGCGCCUUGAUCUGCCACUCAAUACUUGUCCAGCUGGUGAGAGCACAGCAAAAGUGGCUGGAUACGCCUUCGAACGGUCCAAGGAACAGCUGCGUGCCCCGCGUGUUGUCCGUAUCGGUGCAAUUCAGCACAAAAUCGCACUCUCACCCAGCGCUCCUUUGAAGGAUCAGAUUUCAGCAGCCCAUAAGAAGAUUGGGGACAUAAUUGAUGCCGCAGGAGCAUGUGGAGUGAACGUGCUCUGCUUACAGGAGGCGUGGACUAUGCCCUUUGCAUUUUGCACGAGAGAGCGCGUCCCGUGGUGCGAAUUUGCGGAGAGUGCAGAGAACGGUCCGACCACCAAGUUCCUCUCGCAAUAUGCGAAGAAGUAUGCCAUGGUGAUCGUAUCACCGAUCUUGGAGCGGGAUCUCGAAUACAGUGAGGUUAUUUGGAACACGGCUGUUGUCAUCGAUCAGAAUGGAGAGUUCUUAGGGAAGUCGAGGAAGAACCACAUUCCAAGGGUCGGAGACUUCAAUGAGUCCACGUACUAUAUGGAGAGCAAUCUCGGUCAUCCGGUGUUCGACACCAUCUAUGGGAAGAUCGCAAUCAACAUUUGCUAUGGCCGUCAUCACCCACAAAACUGGAUGAUGUAUGGACUGAACGGUGCUGAGAUCGUCUUUAAUCCUAGCGCAACCAUUGACGGUCUAAGUGAAUCGCUGUGGCCAAUCGAGGCACGAAACGCUGCCAUCGCAAACAGCUACUUCACCGUCGCAAUCAAUCGCGUUGGAACGGAGGAAUUUCCAAAUGAGUUUACAAGUGGUGAUGGAAAGCCCUCUCACAGGACUUUCGGCCACUUUUUCGGCUCAAGUUAUGUCACUGGUCCCGAUGGUGUUCGAACUCCGGGUCUGGAUCGUGUUUCCGAUGGUCUACUUGUUGUUGAGGUGGAUCUGAACCUCUGCCGACAGGUUCGUGAUCACUGGGGUUUCCGGCUUACGCAGAGGGUCGACUUGUAUGCCAAGAGCCUGCGGCGAUACGCGCGCAAUGCGGGCUACGAUGUCGGUGAGUGA